AUGGCAGAAUACAACCGCAUCAUCAGUUUUAAAGAACCGAUAUACGAUAAAGUUCUUCCUGGUUACGUGAUAAGAACUGAAAAGGUCAAAAACGAGGGAAGCUGCCGAGUGAAGUGUUAUUUGGAUCCAAACUGUGUAUCCAUCAACGUGGGACCUGAAGUCGAGGGAACAAGAACGUGCGAGUUAAAAAACUUCACUGAUGAAAGCUCUGCGCAAUCUGACUUGAAAGAAAGAAAAGAUCACCUUCACUUUGCUAUUGAGGUACAAUACAUCUUUAAGUAGUUAACCCUUAAAACCCUAAGAUCAAAAUUUGAAUUCUCAUUUUUGGCCCCUGUUCAUUUCCUACAGAAGUAGUGGGGAGAAGUUUAUAAAAUAUCAAGCAAGUCCGUCUUGUGUUAUCAUGUCCGUAAUUCUCAUGACCACUCUGUUUUACAAAGCAUUGAUAUUACAAGGAGAAAUUUAAUUCUGACCACUCUUAGGGGUUAAAACGUUAGCUAAAGGAGCUUUAAGCAAGGACGACGACGACGGCAGUGAAAGGCGUCGGUUAAAAAAAAAAAAAAUGAAUUUGCGUUUUUUCAAACUUAAUCGCGUCUAUUUGGACCCGCUCAAUAAGACAAAUGCAAGCGACUUUUCCUGGAGUUAAACCCUAAAGGAUUUUAUUCCCGUUCAAAAAGAGGAACGAAAAUUCGUCGUCGAAUAUCCACGUCAUCCAUGAAACGUCAAAUAUUAGGAGGUUUCACGUCGUAGUCGUGUAGUGGACGUCAAAGAAAUGUACUAAAAAGAGUGAUGCACGUGAUGACCGUUCCAUUUAUGUAUAAUUUUUGAGGCUUAUCUAAUGAAUCCCCAAACAUUUUCUGAAGUUUAAUUUUUGGCAUUUUGCCCCCCAGAUUAAGCUAUUUUCGCAGAAAAAGGAGACCUAAAAUUUCGAAUUCGAAAAUGCGAUGGAAAGAGGAAUCAGAAAAAUUCUCUCUUCUUCUCUCAUCUAAAAUUUUUGGGAAGACAAUACUGAAGCCCUGGUAAUUUGGAAAAGAAUCAAGUUGUCCUAGGAUGACCGAACAGAUAUAAAUUUUAUAGCGCCGAUUAGAAUGUAUUUCAAGAGGUCUAAAAUUAUGGAAAGCCUAAAAAGUGUGUUCAAUGCAUUGAGGAGAAAACCGUCGCUGGGUGCCCCUGGAUUGCACUUGUAGUCAGUUAUGCGGAAAACUUGUUGGCUUAACAGUUAUUUAGAGUUCACUUUUUGUUUGUUUACACCGAUUGAUUGAAAUGCUUGGGAGACUUAUUACUUGACACAAAGCUGUGAUUUUGUCAUUCACGAGUAAUUUCACAUAGUACGUAACGAAUAAGGACAGUCACGCAUUGUAAACAAAAUGAAGCACUAGACAGUCAUGACAAUGACACACCCCCUUGAAGGAUGAGCCCAGCGGCUGUCUGAUCAUAGUAUGGGGAGAAAGCAACUCGAUAUAUAGCAAUAUACAGAUAAACAAUAAGACGCUGGAAAGCGUUUACGCGGGAUGUGUUGGUGUAAGUAAGAAUUACCGGUAUGUUGAAUGGCAAUGGAAAUUUGAGUAGUAUAUCAACAACAUAUGUGUGCGGGAGAGACAGAGAUGUUCUGAUAAGAACUAAUACACUAAACGAUGAGUUACACAUAAGGGUUCCUUUGCUACUCAAAACAAAACUUACAUCAAUAUUACCACCAUAUAUGUUAACAGUAUGGGGUAGUUCAAUAAAAUUUGCACUCCCUUUACUAAUGUCCUCAAAAAAUACACUUCCACAUUCAACAAUAGCAUGUAAUGUGUCGUACUUCCAAUAACUUCAGGGCUGCAAUGCAAGGCUGUGCUUUAGGGAAAAUUUCCGGAAGCCCUUCGUGCUCCCAAGCAUUUUAGGUUGGGUUGCCCAGGCCUAAAAGAUCCAGAUGGUCGGCCAAAUAAAAUUUUUAGGCAGCCUUUCGGUCUCCAAAUGUUUUAGCUGGGCUGUCCGGGCCUACAAGUUGGUCGCCCAAAUUUAAAAAUCAGUGAGCUGUUAGUCAAUUAUUAAAAAUUAAAGAAACUAUUUUGUAAACAAGUCAAGCAGAAUCUUGUGAAUAUAUAUAUUUUUUUCAUGAAAAAUCACAUCCUUUGACAACCUGACUUGCACGUGAUUGGAAGUUGCAGCCGAUAAAAAUCACACAAUUUUUCGGGACGGCACGGGAUACGGGAAAGUUAAAAAAAACACGGCAAUUUUUGACUCCCAAGAAAAAUACGAAAGGAAUGCGCAACCGAAUUUAUAACGCUGGCUGACUACGUCAUCCCGCGUAAUAAGUAUUGGAUAGACUGAAAAUGCCAUCAAAUGAAAUCUGUUAGCCAGUUAGAUGAUUUAAGUGGGAGCUGUAGCUAUUUAAAAAUUAAAUAAUAAUAAAAAUGUACUACAUCGGCCUUCAUGUUCGUCUUUUUUUCAUACCCAGAAUUUUUGUCACCGUAGCCGUUGCCCUGAAGGGAACUUUUUGUGUCAAGUAGGGUUUACAACCAAAGGAUACAGAUGUGUCUGUCGCGAGGGUUUUAAAGGAGAUCAAUGUGAUGAAGGUAAUGGAACACUCGUCUGAAUUUUCAGUGUACUAAAUCCACCCCUCCUUCCCCUCUUCUUUUUUUUCUCAAAUUUUGAUGAGAACCAGUAAGCCAAUAUUCACAGAGACUGCCAAAAACUGCACCUUGAAAUGAGCUAAGUUUGAAAGUCACACGUCUAAAGCGAGCUAAGUGGUGAGUUUUAGCAGACGUUUGUACCAAUGGUAUGGGACACAAACUUGCCCCCCCGCCCACUUGGCCCCCGCUUGCCCCCCCUCAUUUAUUUCGCAUCGUUACUUUUUAACACUGAUGUCAAUCUCAAACUUUCUACCGGUGUUCAACUGUACGGCGGAGUUACUCUAUGCUCGUUUAACCAUAUUCAUACGGGGAGUGAGGGGGUGCCAAACUUAGCGACUUUUCCUAAACAUUAUUUGCAAACAUUUUAAAUUCGUCGUGACGUGAAUAUCAUCAUUGACGUUACCAUGGCAACCGAGAUCGGGGAGGGUGUAUCGGCGGAGGUGAAAAACAGCCUCAAAGAUCUGCAUCGUGUCAAUCGAAAGUCGAAUUCAAUAAUCGUUUUAUUAUUAAUUUCACAUUUGCAAGUUCUUUCAAGACAGCCUUUUCUCUAGAAUGUUUCGUUCCUGGCUUCUCAAGGGCUGUUAUUGAUUGUUCAUUGAUAGGUUAUAAUUUUUCAGUUUACAGAAACUGUGCGGAGCUUUAUGAAGCUGGUUUUCAAGUAAGCGGCGUUUACAGCAUCGACCCUGACAACACCGGUGCCUUCAAAGUGUACUGUGACCAAACAACAGACGGUGGGGGGUGGACAGUUUUCCAGAAGAGACUGGACGGCUCGGUUGAUUUCUUCUGCGGCUGGGAUGACUACAAACGAGGCUUUGGAAAUCUGAAUGGUGAGUUUUGGCUUGGCCUGGACAAGAUACACCACUUAACAAAAAAUCAUAGCAGGCUUCGAGUGGAUCUCGCAGACUUUGACGAGGAAACUGCCUACGCUAUAUACGACUCGUUUGGUGUCGCCAACGAGCAACAAAAAUAUAGGCUGCAACUUGGACAAUACACUGGUAAGGAUAAGGAUGCGACAAACGAGGGGUUAAUUUAA
This is a messenger RNA of Porites evermanni, 3645 nucleotides long. Lineage: Eukaryota; Metazoa; Cnidaria; Anthozoa; Scleractinia; Poritidae. The record is from the annotation of a GenBank genome assembly.